UACUGGGUGAGACUAUAAAAACCAGUUGUUAGUUAGAAUACGGCCUUCAUAUGUUACGAAGGGAACGCGUGCUUGUGUGUUUGUAGAGAGAACCAUCUGUUAGCUAAUCUUGAUUCAUUAAGUGUUAGAUUUAUCGAUUUUGAAGUGUGAUUAGUGCCUGCGUCCGCGUUAUCGUCAGUAUUUUUGCUGGUUGUCGACGACCAAGUUCUCGCUAUGGAAGUAGAAUAAAAUAUAAAUUUUAUGGUUGUUUGUGGUUAAAACUGUAGUUGUAUGAACUGUAUAAAAAGAGAAAUGAGUGAUGUGAAGCCGCUGUAAGUGGAUGGAGUUGCACCUGUCAUCUUGCGAGAAGAGCUGUCUGGGAUCUACCUCUGGGACGCACCUGGCAGUCUGCAAUUAACAUCAGCAAGAGCCGCUGAGGGCCCGCCGCCAUGAGGAGGGGGGCUCUGAUUGGAUCCUGGUGGGGCGUCGUGUGCUCACUCAUCGUGGCUGUCCAGGGUGGUUGCCAGUUUCCAAAACAAUGGUCAGGACACUGGUUCCAGUCUGGGGUGCCUCAUCUGCUCAGUAUCAACUCGACCUCCAUAGAAACCAAGGGGGAAUGUGUUGAGGGGCAGGGAGACAAGUUUAUCAUAGAGGACAAAUCGGACAGCUGUUAUCGAUGUGUUGUUAUUCAUGAGAAGCACCCAAAUGUCUUGCAGUAUAAAGAGACUUUCUGUGACUCGCGAGAGAGUCUGGACCAGAUGUGUGGAGAGAUAACAGGUGAUGCCAAUUUGUUCUCCAUGUUUCGAGCUGAACCAGCUGAUGGGCCUGUCCCCUGCCCUUUUAAGGGUGCACCCUUCACCUUUACAUACAACAGAGGAUCUGGGGAAUGUGGGAGCCCUGUGUCACGGGUGGACUCAUGUACAGAUGAGUCCCAACUUCUGCUACGGUAUCAGGCUUGCCCUGAUGUACAUGGCACAGAAAGCACAGUUGAGGAGCUUGUGUGCCUAGCCACAUGGAAGGAUGGCUCUACACGCUAUCUCGUAGGGAAACUGUACCACAAGAUGGCCACAUCAGAUGAGGACCGGUACCGAUGUUUUGUGUAUGACCAGCACCAUCAACACAACCAUCACCAGGUUUACCAAGUGGCACAGUCUGGUGAUGCAACAUGCAAUGGUCUGCCCUCAGCUCUGGAAGGCUCUCGAACAAUGAAACUUACAACAAUUGAGAAUCAGCACAGUCGAUGCCGAUAUCCUAUGUUUGUCACGGACCAUCACCACUGGCAUACACUGGACCACUCACAGUCCUACAUGAUCCUUCACAAGAACACGACUCUGCGCAUCACUAGGAAGGAGGGAGGACAGGAGAUGAGAGUGGUGUGUCACAAUGAGCAUCACAUGACUCACCACCAAGUCACCAUAGUUGCCCAUGCUACGAGUGGGUGCAAUAGUGGCUAUGUGUGCAUGGUAUUCUACAGACGUGAGGGUCAUGUCAUUGAACUACAGCAGAGCAGUCAGUUUGUCCAAGUGCCUGAAGAGGCGUGCAGUCCUGCCAACUUCAAUCCAUCUUCUCUACCUUUCAUAACACUAAUAACUACAUCACUCCAUAAAAGGAGAUGUCCAUAUUUGGGUCGCUACACCAUCAGCGGGCUGAGUGUUGACGGACGGCAGGUGUCAGCUGCCCGUCGGAAGAGGAAAUGCAGUGAUGAACAAGGAGUCCUGGAUACUGGAAGUAUAGAUAACAAGGCAGACUGUGGCAGCUACAACUUUGAGUCUCUUGUCGUGGGGUGCUCAGAAAACUCCGAUACCAUGGAGUUCUACUCUUCAUGUGACACAGAAAGUGUAUCUGCGUACUUCUGCCAUGGCAGCUGGGAAGACAACGGGACCAGCUACUUAAUUGCAUCUCCUGUCAGUCGCAAAUCAGUCGGAGCCCGGCGAUACUGCUUUAUCUACACUCGCAGUGGUGGGGAGUCCAGCAUGGGGGUGUUGCAGAAUACUGAUGGAAACAAGCAUGGCGGUGUCGGACCUGUAUCUGCCAUACUGAGGCUGUCCAGUGUCACUGAAUCCUGCCAUCGCAAUAUCAACCCAGGGGUCACAGGUGCCUGGGCAAUCAAUCUCACAAUUAAUGGUCAGUGUGCAGAGGCAUCAACGAGUGCUGUGUCAAUGACAGCAAUUGCAGUUCCCUCCCUCUUCUUCAUCAUGACGCUUGCAGCUGUAAUAUCGAAUAUGAGAUGAUGACGAAGACAAUAUGAGACAAACAACAAGAACACUCUGGGCCGCAGUCGAGACAUGCUCCGAAGCUCACCAAGCACCUGGUGGCUUAACAGUGAAGGAUAUUUCUAAUCAGCCCAUGGUAGUGAUAAUUCUUAUGAAGACAACAUGGUUGCUGUACGGAAAUUGUAGUUGGAGUUUGGGUAACACUGCUGCUAAGAAAGCUUUUAAGUUAAGAUGCCUCAGUAAUAAGACAUAACACUAACAAAAAUAUAGGAUGGCUCAAUAAAAAAAUGGCAGCAAAUAGUGAGGGGGUAUAAAAUGAGUGUGAUUGGACAGUUCUGAUUGGUGAGAAUUUUGAACAAAUAGUGUGGUGAUUAAUUCCAAUCAAAAUUGAAUGGCUCAAUAGAAAAGGAGCAGAGGAACUUGUGUGUUUUUGUCCAAGCUGUACAGUACAAUUUCUUUCUGUAAGUACGAUUCGAAACAACGAGUGAACCUGGCCCACGCUAUGGACAACAGUAUCAACAAAGACUGUAUAACAGCUUAUUGAUUACAAUGUUACUAAUUUGUGGAAGUGUUUUCUGAGCAUAUUAGGCAGUUCAAGGUCCAUUACUAGCAUUAGUUGUAUUUAACAAGGUGUCCUGGAUCGAACUGUUGGUAAUUUGCAGACACUACACACUCUCAGUUGGUGCCUAUGUGUAACAUGGAGGCAGAUUUUUUAGUUUUCAGCCUUGUUGUUGGUUUGAGUUGGGUUGGUGCAUCCUGUGGCCUUUGAAUGAACAUUGGGCAGGAAGUGUGAUGUGACCAUGGUCAUGAAGGAUACCGAAUUGACACAACAUGAGGCUGUGUGAAGCAAGUAGUUACAGUGGCAGCUUACAAACAAGCAAAGAAGCAAGUAUGCAGGCAUAUGGGAAUGGUUUGGUAUUCUUCAGGAACUACUGCUGAGAUAAGGUACAAGUCAUUCAUCUGAUAUCAUGUUCCUUUAUUCUGUUUUAAUGCCUUUUCCCUUUUGCUGUUAUAUGUUGGAGUUAUGUGUUCAAGUAAUGUUAAGUUCACAGGAUUAGAAAUUUCUCAUAUAUUAUGAUUUAUCAUUCAGAAAAAUUUUGUAGACAUUCAGGUUUCCAGUAAAACAUGGGAUAUUAAGCUGGCUUUGAAUAUCAUCUCGGUUUUCUGCAUAGUGGGUUUACACAUAGAUCAGCUGAGAGAGAACAGAUGGAGCACAUACUAGUUGAGAGUGCAUUUUUAGUAACAGAUGGCAUGAUAUAUUUUGUUUGCAUCAGUCACUACUCUGAGACAUGAAACUUGGCUGUGUAUUGUUAUGGAGUUUGGACUGUUAGUCCAAUAAAAGUCAUCAUGAUUGACUGUAGUGGAUUCUGUCAUAACAAUAACAAACUGUGAAUUCAACAACAGAAAAUUAAAGACUAAACUUUAAGGCACUAAAAAUACCAGUGGCAAAGAAUUGGCAACCAGAGAAUGUGAGAAUGAGAUUAGUUUGACACUUUGCAGACAGAUGUUUUCAUUUAGAAGUUGCAGGUUAAUGUAUCAUUCCAAACCUGUGUCUUCCACACAUUAACUGUGACUGGAUAUAGCCAAUUGUCCGUUUCAUACUAGAAUUUUGUCUUCAGAUCUGUAACAUUAGGCUACAUCCAGUUGUUCAUUUUCUUCAUCGUUAUGUAGCCACACAGCCGCACAUUAUACUUCUUACACUGUAUCAGUUUCUUUUCCUCCUGCAGAACAGGUACAAGGAUGAACUAUCGAGAAUUGAACUUGCCAUUGUUGGCUGAACUUUACUUUGAGCCAAAAAAGUUUGUUUAUACAUUGCACAUGUUUUGUCUAGGACACUGAAGUAAGGUAAACUCAUAGCCUUUUCAAUUGAGUUCCGUGGCAAGCCAGGUUGGAAGUCCCUGUGAGUCAUUUUGGCACCACAAGGGAGCUGUUCAACAUUACAAAAUAUAACAUGUGAAGAGAAGUUCUUUUGUUCACUUCUGUAUCCAGCAUUGAACUGAGUAACUGGUGGCCAUUCUGUCACAUUUGUCAACCUGACCAGUUUGUCAGUUGAGUAAUUCUGCAAAAUUUUUGGCUUUAUGGUAUUACCAUGCUUAACACCGAAAUUGAAGUCCUGCCAACGGAUUGCAUGUUUGCUACUAUGUCUAUCUCACAUUCAUAGUAUUGUCUCGUGUCAGUGAUUUGUUGGUAGCAGGAGGUCCCAUGGUAUUUCUUUUCAACAGAAAAGGGAGGUCUGACUUCUGCAGCUGCUGCUUUUAUGUUCUAUCUGUGCAAUUCCACCUUUUUAUCAAGUGCUUUACAGUAGUGAGUAUUGGUGUCAUGUGUAUCAGUCUUGUUACAUAAUUUGUGAAUCAUAUUUCAGAGCCUAUGUUUCUUUGGGAUGUAUUGUUUGAAGAUUAUCCUGCCUGUGAAAAGUGCUGUAACUUAAUCCACAGCCACAUGUUUUGAAGGAGAGUAAUAUUUGAGUAGAUGUCAAUCACAAGAUAAAAAAUAUAUCUUGAAGUUCGCAGUGUGGACAAAAUAUUCAUUGCCAUCAGGGUACCUGGCCAUUUUUGGCAUUUUUUUCUUUCAAAGCCUACUCUCAGAUUUGUACAUUGUAAGAGAGAUUUCCUUAUCAAGCAUGUCUGCACAGCUCACAGUACUGUUAUUUCAAGACAGAGGCUUCCUUUUAUUAUUUUUCUGAAGAAGGCCUACAACUGUAUCUGUCUGUCUAACUUAUUUUAUAUCUACAGAAAGGUGCUAACAAUUGACAGUUACAGCGCCUUAAGUUUUUCAUUGAUGUUGCUGCAAACUGUAUUACUAAUUUGAUGUGACUUUAUAUGAAUCAGAACACUUCAACUUUAGUAUUAACCCUUUAAUGGUUAAUGAAACCAUAUAUGGCUGCCAGCUCUAGGUUAGCUGCUGUUCACAAAUAGUCAUCAGCAGUUUGGCAUCCCUGCACAUGCACAUAUAUUUUUAUCUUUAAAAUUAAUAAUUUGUUUAUAGAACAUGAAUGUUUUAAAAUCAGUAACUUCUAUUCUGUGUGUGUGAAAUUACAUGAAAAACAUAAAUUGAUAUUUCAGCCCUUCUGCAACUGGUGGAACAUUUCCACCUGUAGGCCAUAGUAUGCUCUGCUUCAUGGUGGAAAUGUUCAAUCUGUAAUAGUGAAAGUGUUGAUUUCCCAUAUAAAGUGUACAGUUUGCCAAACAGAUUUCAAAUUGUACCAGCAUUCAAGCAGACUUUGUGCAUUAUGUAAGUCAGGUUCAGUAUAAAAUAUCAAUUUAUUGUUCAGGUACAAAGCAGUGCUGCAUGCUGAUCAUGUUCACUUAUCUGUGGGCAGGGUAGUGGUGAAUACAAUGAGUGUUGACACCAGGUCUGAAACAUUAUGCUACAGGAAUGUUUUUUUAUCUAAUUAAUGUUUUAUGAAUGACAGAUCAAAGCAAUGUGUGGAAGAAUAUACAAUACCAGUCAGGAAAGUACUGGAUUACAGGCUCUAAAAUUCCAAAAUUCAUACAGGCAUUUUCAGUAAGUUCUGAAGGGUUUUAGUUUGUGCCCUUUUAUUUAUAAUUAAUUCAGUAAAGAUUCAUGUUGUAAUUAUUUACAUGUAAAUCUCUAAAAAUUUGUUCACCAAUUCAGAUGCACAUUAUUCUGUAACAGAAGCAAGGCUAUGAACUGCAAGUAAUUUUAAGACAGGUCCACUGAACAUGUGAUGAAGUUGCCUUUAGAUCAGCAGUUCUUGGACUUUAUUCCAGCCAAAUGGUACCUGUUAGAAAUGCCCAUGAUCACAUUUCAACUACUUCAUUUCUGUCUUAUACCUCCAUAACAAUAACAACAAAUUAACCAUCACAGAAUUCAUAUGCGGUGUGCUACUAGUUGCAGUCUUUAAAUAUACACAUUAGAUCAUGUUGUGUGCUAACUCUGUUGGAUGAGAAUUGUGGUUACUUGCAGUGCACAUACAUCAUGCAGCUUUACAGAAUCUUGCUAUGCAUAAGUAUCCCAUAUGGCACAGAAUAUAUUGUACUAAGUUAGUAAUGAGGCUGAGUAAAGGCAUCUGUAACUUACCUUGGUCUGCUAUUGUGCACACCACUUUAGUGUCCAUUCUUUUUUCUUCCCCCCCCCCACAUUUCUGUAGCUCACUCAAAGUAUUCAAAACUAGGCAUACCAGCAUUAACCCAUUCACAGCUGGCUUAGGAGCUGAACCAUUUAAUUUCAUAUAUGGGGAGAAAAUACGAGUCUUGUAGUAGUUCUAUUUCCAGUAAUAUUAGAAUGAAAUUUCAUUGUUUACACCAGUUUAGAAAGAGUUUAGAAUAGUUUCAGUACAGAGAUUUAAGUAAGUUAAUAAAUUUGUCUUGUUUCUUGUACCACGAGAAAACAGCUAGAAAGAAUUUAAGUAUGGGCCUUAAAAUUAUUACACAUAACUAGUUAUAUGAAUUACUACAGAUGACAAAAUUUUCCGGUGUGCUGUAUAAAAUGUUGUCAUUGUUAAGAUAUGCUGAGUUUUGAUUAAACAGUGAAGUCUGUAACAUAUCAAUACAUGAAGCUAGUACACAGCAGAAAGAAGACCCUACCAUGUUUGUACUUCAUGUAAGUAGUGAAUGGGUUAAGAGAGAUCAUUAAUAUUCUCAAUGACAAGCUUUGUUUUGAUAUUAACACCAAGUGCCAGGGUGAUAAUGAUGGAGUGAGUGCAAAUACAGUAAUGUGGAUGUUGUAUAUUUUAUGGUUAUCUUGUAUUGGAAGAUCUGAUUUGAGUAAAGUACAUAAGUACAGGCUUAAGUAAGAAUGCUUUUGCAACUUUCAGAGCUUUCCAUUACCUUUAGUUUUGUUUUAGGUCAGUCUGGGAUUUGAUGGAUAGGCAAGUGUAAGAAAAUCCUAAAUUCAUUGAGAGGUUAUAAAGUGUUCAAAGUUAGAAUGGUUUGUUUUGAGUGUAGUUCAUCCUUCACUAUAGAAAAAUGUUGUGCAGAAUAAAGCUUUGUGAGGCUGAAGGGCCAAAGCUUGAUUAUAUCAAUGCCUGAAUUCAUUAUUGCACACUUUUUAUGUAUUAAGUUAUGAGCUUAUUAGUUGUCAAAAUAAGGACAAUGCAACCGAGUUCCUUGUAUGCAGUGGGAGUGUGACAGACUGAAAUGUAUCAAAUAACAAUGAAAGGUUAACAAUUUUAGCAUGAUGAAUUAAUACUUAAUUUUCUUAUGUAUGAGGUAUACAUAUUGUCACCUGAAUUCUUAACGGUUUUAUUUCCACAUUCUGUGGAAUGGAGAAGAUGAGGAAACACUUCUUUAAACAUGAAUACUUGAACAUAGGAGACAGAACAGUACGGAAUUAUUUCUUGUAAUUUCUCUUGUUAUUUUACUCAGUUUAAUUAUGGAUAUAGAGUGCUUAUGUCCUAAGGAACUAAAUAUGUUUAUAACCUGAAAAAUAAUGAAAAUUAGAGGUCAAACCAUUAAGAACUAAGGUGAUGAUAUGUCCCUCAGUAUCUGAAUCUCAUAGAUCCAUCUUGUAUUCACCUUCUGGCUGAAUUUUUAGAGAAGAAGAAAAUAUUUUUUGUUUGGUUUAUGAAUGGAAUAUAAGAUGUUUGUUACUGCAAGUAUCUGGAAGAGGAGUAGGGGCAAGACAUCGCAUUCUUAAUCAGAGAGUUUUGGUUUUGAUCACCAGUUAGAUUUUCUUGCAUGCUUCCUGUGCCCACGAAACCCAUUGAUGCUUUGGGAAUAUGGAGAAUGUUAGGCAGACACUGAGUCACUCUCAUAUCCAUUAUCUUCAUCAUCAUACAAAUAAAUAAGUAAACAAACAUUGUGAGUUGUUCCUCUGAUGCAGAGUACAUAACAUUUGGGGAAAAAGGAUGGAAAGAUGUGUAAAUAUUAUUGAUCUUGGUUAGAAUAACCACCAUAGGAAGAAAAUAUAAUAUUCAGAAUCUUAUUUCUGAAUUGAUCUCCCAUUAUUUCUUGUGACAGGAAAUUGGCAGAUAGUAUUGUGUAGCAACUACAUCCUAUUAUUUUUAGUGAAGUGCUUGUGCAGAAUAGUGUCUUAUGAGGCAGCAAGUUCAGUGGCAUUGUUGGCCACAGCCCAGAGCAAUAAAUCUUUCAGGCUGUCUUUUCUUUUUCGUUUUUAAGAGUUCUCAGAUUAUCCACCAUAAAGUGGUUUAUGCAAAGUAAAAUAAUAUAGCUUCUGGGGGUAUGCAGUAGUGUAGUUGGUUGAGACACUAUGCUACAAGCCGGAAGGUCACGGGUUCAAGCCCUGAUGAGGUC
Molecule: messenger RNA, 8407 nt
Organism: Cryptotermes secundus
Lineage: Eukaryota; Metazoa; Arthropoda; Insecta; Blattodea; Kalotermitidae
Exons: 12
Coding region: 429-2210 (593 amino acids)
Source: RefSeq, a predicted model, not a curated record